Messenger RNA from Protopolystoma xenopodis, 270 nucleotides. Lineage: Eukaryota; Metazoa; Platyhelminthes; Monogenea; Polystomatidea; Polystomatidae. The record is from the annotation of a GenBank genome assembly.
AUGAACACUGAAGGUGAUUAUUUACAGUAUAAUGGACCAGGGGGUGGUGCUACUAUGGGAGGAAUGACCGGUUCAGCUUGGUUAAAUUCUAAUAUUGAUGUUGUAUCAUUAGUGAAUCAGGGUAACUAUGUUCGGUUUGAAUGUGGUUAUGGCGCUCCUAUUGGUAUAGGCGGAGCUCAUGUUAAUCUUUAUCAUAAUGAUGCUGCUGAUACGUGGUUUGUGCUGGUACUGGAAUUUUUACUGUUUAUGGUUUGGGGUUUGGCGAAAUAG